AGGAUCAUCCCACUUGCAGUCGCACUGGUUUUUCAGACAAGCAGUCUCUUGAUAAUGAGUAAAUAACCAACUUUGAACUCGAUACCUGUAUUAACUGCAGCCAAAUAUCAGAACAGGAAGUGGUCACAGUGUCAGGCAGCAACUGGAAACUAUCGUGAAGAUCAUGUCGUUUAAAGGAAGAAAAUGUCUCACCAUCUUUCUCCUCCUGCUCGUGGCUUUCUUAAUCUAUGCACUUCAUAGAACGGACCUCCAGAUUUACAUGUGGGACCCAUGGUUCCAGACUAAAGUGCAGCCCCCCAUCAUCUACACGAAAGUUUCUACUCAUCCUCCCAAGGGCCGCAGCAUCUGCAACUUCCCACCACUGUCCCCUAAGGAUGCUCUGGAGGAACGCCUGCUACUACAAUCUGUUUCUUGGCCUGAAACUCCUAAAUUGCCAUCUCCUUUUUCCCUGGAGCAGACCAGUGACCCGGCUCACAGCACUUUCACCAUUCACCCAGCGAGGGGACGAGGAGAGUGGCAUGUAGGGGAUCAGCUGGAAGUUAAGAUCGUCAUUUCUGACUUCAAGGGACACCCCAAGAAGUCUGGGGGGGACCUUUUAUUUGCCCGGCUGCACAACCUAAAGCUUGGUGCAGGUGUAGCUGGGAAAGUGGAGGACCAUCUCAAUGGGAGCUACUCUGCUGUCUUUCCUUUACUCUGGGAAGGAGACGCGCAGGUUGAGGUGACGCUAGUGCAUUCCAGUGAAGCUAUCACAGUGCUGAACAGGUUGACGAGUGAACAACCUGACAGGGUAUUCUUCAAGAGCAUGUUUCGCUCAGGCUCACGCUCCCAAACCACCAUCUGUAACGUCUGCUUGCGUCCAACCCAGCAGCCCCUCUGCGACUUAACUGACCAUCGAACCGGGGAUCCUUGGUUCUGCUACAAGCCAAACAACAUGAGCUGUGAUACAAGGAUCACCCACAAAAUGGGAGGAUACAAACAAAACAUCAAGCGCUGGGAGGAUAAGCUCUUUCAAGUACGUGUCAAUUUGAAAGUCCACAUUCGGGCUUCAGGUCCUGCUGGUGUCACUGUUUUACCAAAAAAGAAAGGUCAACCAGAGGUGAAGAGAAGCAUUGUGAAGUCUACAGCCUCUGGCUAUUACUACCAGGGUUUGUGGCGACCGCUAGAUGGCACCAAAGUUCGCCAAUUCAACAAUGCAUCUGCCAUCACUCAGUGUCUAAAAGGCAAAAUGGUCCACCUGUAUGGAGACUCUACCAUCAGGCAGUGGUUUGAGUUCCUCAACGCAGCACUACCAGAUCUUAAGGAGUUUAAUCUGGUUAGCUCGAAGCAAACUGGACCUUUCAUGGCCUUAGACUAUGCAAACAAAAUCAAGGUGACUUUCCGCUGCCAUGGUCCUCCUAUCCGUUUUGGCGUCCCAAUCGGCGAGCUUCGUUACAUUGCUAAUGAACUUAAAGACCUAACCGGGGGCCCAAACACUGUCAUAGUUUUUGGCAUCUGGUCUCACUUGGGCACUUUCCCCAUCGAGGUCUACAUCCGGCGUCUACAAAGGAUUCGCAGUGAGGUGGUCCGGCUGUUGGACAGGGCUCCAGAAACGCUGAUCAUCAUCAGGACUGCAAACCCCAAAGCUUUGUGGCUUUAUGAGACGAUAACUAACAGCGACUGGUUCUCGCUGCAGCGUGAUCAGGUGCUCAGAGCCAUAUUUAAAGGACUGAAUGUUCAUCUGAUUGAUGCCUGGGAGAUGGUCCUUGCCCACAUCCUGCCAAACAGCCUCCACCCACAACCUCCUAUUAUUAAGAAUAUGGUGGAUGUUCUCUUAUCCUACACAUGUCCUCAAAAGGGCCACUAGACGUGUGUUCAACAGUCUAUGCAAUAGACCAAUAGUCCACCAUAACUUCAAAAGUUAUUGAUUCAUGAAAAUAUCCCUCAGAUGAUUUGAAUGUGUUUUUUAAGGACAGAAACAGGUUAUUUUGAUGAUAGCAAAUUUAACCUCAACUUUGGUAGGAUGUUAAUCAGAGUAUUGGUGCAACAAUGUUUCGUUAUUACACACACUCAACAAGAUGCUUUUUGGUCAUUAGAAUGAUGUCUAUUGUAUCAAUAUUUACUGUUUUGCGCUUUUGGUUGUGGGUUGAUAAAUAUGAGUUGUUUUCUGGGCAAAAGCCUAAACAGGGUUUUCAAGGAUUAAGAUAAAGUCACACAACAAAUACUUUGGAAUAAACUCAACUAAAUUGAGAAAAAAAUAUAAUUAA
Eleginops maclovinus (Patagonian blennie) is the source of this 2243-nucleotide messenger RNA. Its product is annotated as NXPE family member 3-like. Lineage: Eukaryota; Metazoa; Chordata; Actinopteri; Perciformes; Eleginopidae. Bases 164 to 1843 code for a protein of 559 amino acids. The transcript has 8 exons. The record is from RefSeq and is a predicted model, not a curated record.